AGAUACAACCCUGGUCACAAAGAAAAGCGGUAGACUGGUCCGUAUGAUUAUUGGUGCAGCGAUAUUCAUAAUAGCAGAGAUAGUCACACCGCCUGCAAAAAGCCAUUUCCCGCCAAAACUGUCAGCGAGCCACCCAACCGGUCCAUUCAUGACAGCAUAACCAAUGUAGAAAGAGGCAAGAAGAAGGCCUUGUGUGUUACUGCUCCAUUCAAAUUCGGUUUGCUGCAGAGUAUAAUAGAGAAAGAGGGGAAGAUGGAGAGAGAGGGGAUAGAGAGAGAGAUUGGUUAUUUCUAAAAUAGUCAUUUUCAGGCGCCCGCCAAUCAAAGGAGUUCGGACAUGACUAGGAAGUGUUGGGGAAGCAAUUGUGUAAUUUCUGGGCACAAUUGCAUAAAAAAAAUACUAUCGUAAUUAACUUUGCCAUCCAAAGGUGUGUUUUGUGUUUCCGUUGGUACCAUACUAUGCCUUGAGGUUGGUACCUUACCAUGGUAACAAUGCUAAGCAGAAUGAAGGAUUUCAAGGUAGUUACCACUGAAUGGCAAAGUUCAUAUACUAGUAACAUUCAUUCAUGCAACGGCAUUCUCUCCGGAAAUUCUUGGUUUCCCCCAGCAUGCACACUCCAUUCACGGUACACGAGUUAUUCAUGUGAAUGAAAGGUCAAUAGUACACUGGUUCCCGUCGGCCUUUGAUGUGAUUUCACAUCUGCCUAUUGGUGAGGAUUCGUUCUUGCCCAAGCUUCUGGAAACAAACCUUUUGCUUUAAAUCAUGGAAAAGACAAAAAUGAAGUAUACUCUGAGUGAUCCAGACUACUACACAGAGAUGUACCAGGUCUAUGCAAAGAAAAGCAACAAGUAUUCACACUUGCUAGAAUGGACAGAGAACAUAUUUCCCAAAAUGGUGUUGCAGAAAUUGAGAGAGCGCUUCUCAGCAGAAACACAUAUUAAUGUGCUUGGAAUCGGGACCGGAUCGGGAGAGAUGGAUCGCAAAAUGGCGGGAAUCAUCAAUGGCCAUUUCAAGUCUGUUCGGAAUGUAGUGGUGGAGCCAGCGGAAAAACAGCUUGCUAUCUAUCGCUCUGUUCUAGAGAGCGACAAGUCCAAAUUCAAAGGCAUUGAUUUUGACCUCCGUCAGAUGGUCUUUGACGAGUAUCGUGAGCACGAGGGCGAGCAUCCACCCAAAUACCACUUCAUCAACGCUAUGCAAUCCAUUUACUACAUCGAUGACGUUAACGAUACCUUAAGAUAUCUCUAUGCCUCCUUGGAGGAGGGCGGGGUUAUGUUGAUAACCACUCUCUCGGAUGCAUGUGGUUUCCAGCUGGUGUGGAACCGCUUCCCCCAAGUACAGGACGUGGCCGGACCAUACCCAGGCACCAACGAUAUCCGACAGAGCCUGUUGGAUCUCAAUAUCAAGUUUGAAGAAAAUCACCAGAGAUUAUACGGGGACAUAACAAGCUGUUUCCAGGAAGGGUCAAAGGAAGGGGAACUCAUCGUCGAUUUCUUUAGUCAAAUCAUCGAUCUCCGUGGUACGUCGCCCGAGCUCUAUCAGGAGGUUGUCGAUUAUAUGGGUUCGGAGCAGUGCUCGGAGAAAAAGAAAGACGGGACAAUUCUCAUUAACAGCGACUGGGACGCGUUCGUGGUGUACAAACCACUCUCCAUCUAAAUAAAUACUCUAAACAUUCUGUAGAAGAAUAAACGGCAUCCAGACAGUAUUGAUACAAGCACAAAAUGAGGGACGAACAGUUAGACCAAAAUCAUCAAAGAAUAAUAGAGCUAUAAUUCUAAAAAUUUUCACUUUGUAAACUCGUAUGCAAGCAGCUACUCCAUGUAACAUUUUCUUUUCUUUUUAUAUUUUAUACAUAUUGUAACGAACUCCAUUUCUGCUUUUAUGUCAUAGAGAGCUUACAGAGUCUGUAUACAUAGACUAUGCGGAAAAAGUGCUGGGGGUUCUGUGAAUUAACGAAAAUUAGCAAAAAUCGCAUAUUUUAUGAACAUGUUGGAGUUGUCAUGGUCUCUUCUGAUUAAUUGUAAAAAAAGAAGUUGUCUAAGCAUAACCCAGUCGUUUUAUUUGAGAAAGCAGGCCGAUUAGCAAAGUUAAUGAAGUUAUUGUAGCUAUUGUAGUCAUUUUAGUAACUAUUUUAUCGAAGUUUUAGUAAAUGCAUAAAUAUGAGGAAUCAUUGGAAAAUGGGAGAAUAGUCUUUUAAAGCUUAGCCCAUUGCACAGGGCCCGCCUUACCUUUCAUGGGUCUCAUAUUUGUUCUGUGCACUGAUUAAUAUUUAAUCUUUGAUAAAUUAAAGGCAGUGUUUCCAUAGAUCCAACACAAAUUUCCCGAAACUAAAUACCAAAUUUCCCGAAAUUCAUACAUUUCCUAGAAUUUUCAAGUUUUGAAUUUUAACAAACAUGGGGCAACAAUACAGCGAGCCUAAAUUUGGUCCAAAUGACGAAAAACAAAGAAUUUAACAUUUUUUUUUGUUCAUGCCCUCUUUAGAAAUAGGAACAAAAUUACAAAAUGCGAGCGCAGGGCGCGAGCGGAAAAUUUUGAGCUACUUAUCGAGGUAAACACUUCUUUAAGGUAUAACAUGAAUAUUAAAAGUUGCCAUGUUUUAAUUGUAAUUUUGGGAUUUCACGGAAUUACCUAAAAAAAAAACCCGGAUUUGUUCAUUACCUUAAAAUGAUCAAAAUUACCCGGAAUUUGGGUAAUUAUUUCCUUCAAAGUGGAAACACUGGUCAAAGGUAAAGAUCAAACUUAAUCCUA
Molecule: messenger RNA, 2745 nt
Organism: Lytechinus pictus (painted urchin)
Lineage: Eukaryota; Metazoa; Echinodermata; Echinoidea; Temnopleuroida; Toxopneustidae
Product: histamine N-methyltransferase B-like
Exons: 3
Coding region: 763-1653 (296 amino acids)
Source: RefSeq, a predicted model, not a curated record